AUGCUCAGUCGACCACGAAAGCAGAUUGUCGAGGAUUUAGGAGUACCGCACACGCCCACGACGCCAAACUGGACAAAGACGACGACGACGACGACGACGACUACGACGACGAGAAAAUGGUGGUGGCCAUAUACACACUCACUGAGGGAAAAUGACAGAAGUGUAUUACCACGUUCGAGUGCAGAACUGAGCGAAAGCGACGCGUCGAGUGUGCCCAGUGACAUUACCCGUCCUCGUUCGCCCAUCAUCGUUGCUGCACCGGUAUCCGCAGACUCUCAGAAUUACUCUCCCCUCCUGUUAGUCAUCCUCCUCUUUCCGCUUUCGACCGCUCUCGUCAUUGGCUCUCUAUGGACGCUGCCCGUCCGUCUACCGUCUGCUAUUGACGACUCGUCGACGGGCUCGGGUGAACCCCACUCUGUCUUUCCACGCACCAUCUCCGACGUCCGCGCUCUGGCCUGGGCCCUCAAAGGUUAUUCAGAGACCGGCCAGUGGGAGCUCGUCCAUGUCCUCGCCGUCUUGGCCGUCACGGCCCUGUGGAAACAUGCCUGGAGUAUCCCAGGCAGCGUGUUACUCAACAUCUUGACGGGAACACUCCUCCCACCACUCCCAGCCACCCUUCUCCAAACACUGCUUACUACACUCGGAUCCGUCCUCUCUACCAUCCUCGCAACCCCCCUCACUCCCCUCCUCACUCGCUUCUUCCCCUCGGCUAUUGCCCUCACACGCUCUGCCCUCGAAGGUUCAUCCAAUUCGACGUCUCGUUCAUCUCCCUGGGCACGUUUGAGCGUGCUGCGACUGAUCGGAAUCGUGCCUUGGUCCGGCAUCAAUAUCGCCUGCGGAGUCUGCGGUGUGAGUCUGUGGCACUGUGCGGUGGGAGCGUUUAUCGGCACCCUGCCCUGGACCGCAGUCACUUGCCAAAUUGGGGAUAUCCUGCAGACGAUUGCGUCGACCCCGACUUCGCCAAAUAGUUCGGCUCAACAGACGAUUUCAUCCGUCGUCACUUCGCCAAACACCCUCUUCAAACUCGUCUUUUUGACCCUCGUCUCCCUGGCGCCGAUCCUUGCCAAGGAUCGUCUGUCCCGGUGGUUGAAUGGCGAGACGGCCGAGCUCGAUGUCACGCUUUCCCGAGAACGCGAACGCGAACGUGAGCGUGAAAAGCGUGGACGCGGGCACAAGAAACGGUUUAGCGUCGAGUGGUGGAGGCGCAGUUUGAGCAUGUCCCGGAGUAAAGAGGCAGAGGACAAUGUCGAAUUGUUGAGCGUGUCACCUGCGUGA
This is a messenger RNA of Serendipita indica DSM 11827, 1275 nucleotides long. Lineage: Eukaryota; Fungi; Basidiomycota; Agaricomycetes; Sebacinales; Serendipitaceae. The record is from the annotation of a GenBank genome assembly.